Messenger RNA from Sphaerodactylus townsendi, 4576 nucleotides. RefSeq names its product beaded filament structural protein 1 (gene BFSP1). Bases 156 to 2180 code for a protein of 674 amino acids. Gene Ontology annotation, cellular component: intermediate filament; cytoplasm. Gene Ontology annotation, molecular function: structural constituent of eye lens. The record is from RefSeq and is a predicted model, not a curated record. Lineage: Eukaryota; Metazoa; Chordata; Lepidosauria; Squamata; Sphaerodactylidae. Gene Ontology annotation, biological process: lens fiber cell development. The transcript has 8 exons.
CGAUUUGAUUUUUAUUUAGUUUCUCCUGUGGAGAGUUGGGGGUUAAGGAUCGCAGAUUAUUUUGCCAUUUUGAGCGUGGCAGGAGAGCCGAGUGCAUUCUCUUCUUUUUCAGAUGCACUGACCUCUUCGUUUCCAGCCUGGACGGAGAACGGCAGAUGCAAAGGGGAUUGUCAGGCGAGCACGAUUCUCCCCACGCCGCCAUGUACAGAAGCAGCUACCUGCGCGAAGUGCGCAAGGAGAAGUAUGAGCGCUCCGACGCUUACGAAGAGCUGCCGGAAUCGCCAGAGUUUGGCAGUCUCGCCCAAGCCCAAGGCCUGGAAAAUCUGCAGGAGCUCAAUGAACGGUUCGCCAACUACAUCAAUCGGGCUCGGGUCCUUGAGCAGCGCAAUGCCAUUUUCCGCAAGCAGCUCGAGACCUUCCAGCGUAUGGAUGAACUGGCUGGGUUAGAAGAAGCUUUCGCGGCCCAGAUUGACCUCAACCGCCAGCGUGUUCGUGAACUGGCCACGGACCGGUCCAAGCUGGAACGGGAAGAGAAAGAUGCACAGCGCAUGCUGGACGAAUUCCGUAACAAGUACAGAAAUGAAUGUGAGUAUCAGCAAAUGCUGAAAGGAACCCUGGAACGCCUUAACAAGGAAGCCGAUGAAGCUUUGCUAUGUAAUUUGGAACUACAGAUUGAAUCGCAGUUCUUGCAGGAUGAUGUGAAUGCCACCAAGGACAGGUACAAGAAGAACCUCAUGGAAGUACAGGCCUAUGUCGGCAUUUUGCAACAGAUUGUGCAAACGGCCCCUCGGGUGUCCACGCUCUCAGCUGGAGCCAAUGAGGAGAAGCUGAUAACCGAGAGGAGGAUACCGAUGUUGCAAAGCCAACUAGAGGAAUACAAGAGCAUCCUUGGUCAACUCCAGGCUCAGAAGGUGAAACUGCAGACGGAGACAUCCAUGCUAGAGCAGGCCAUUAAGAACACCCAGGAGAGCUACGAAGAUGAGAUUCAGCUGUACAACGAGCAGAUUGAGACGCUGCGGAAGGGCAUUGAAGACGCUGAAAGGACCUUGGAAAAAUACACCAACGACUGCCGCCAGCUCUCCAUUUACCAGCAAUCCCUGGAGAACGAACUCCAACGCUACAAGCGUAUCAUUGAAAAUGAGGACAGCAGGUUGAAUUCUGCCAUUGUCGGAACUCCUAUGACACUGUUCACACAGAGCUACAGACCCCCGCAGAUUCCAACUCUGAGAGGAAGAGACAUUACCUUGGUCAUGCAAGAAAUUGCCAGUGCAAAACCAAGACAGAGAAGUCUUCCGAAGAAAAUCUCAAGAAGGAAGGAGAUUACACCUAAAGACCUCACCCAUGGCACUUCGUUUGAUAUAAGAUAUGACCAAACUCUGGAAGGCUUUGAUACCGAUCAGUUGGAUUUCACACACGAAGGCUUCAUGAUAGAAAGUGAGGAUAGGAAAGAAGGAGGGAGAGAAGAAGCUGAGCAAGAAAGAACCCCAGAAGAUGUGCCGGAUGGAGCCCAGAUGAGCAAAGCUUUUGACAAAUUGUGCAAUAUAGUGAGAGAGAGAAUCAGAUGCUACCAGAGACCGGAAUCUAAAACCGACAUCUAUGCUAAACAACGGUAUGUGGUUGUCACAGAGGAGGGAAGCUACGAUGACACCUUCUACCACUCUUCAUCCAUUCCUUCUGGAGGUGGGAUCUCCGUGUCUGAAGAAAAGAUGCCAAGUGGAGUUGAUGUGGAACCCAUCCCAGAGUUACCGGAACCCCUGGAAGGUGACCGAAGAGAACUGGAAGCCCGUGAGACGCAGGAGGGGUCCGAAAUGCAGGAAGAGAUGAUAUAUCAAUACAAACCAGAAAAGAGAGAAAAGGAAGGUGAAUUUGAACAGCAGGAAGAAUCUGAAGAAAGAGAGGAAGAGUCUACAAAAGAGACAGGCGUCAUAGAACCCAAGGGGACUCCAAUCUCGAGUCCAACCGAAUCCGGAAUAUACGUAGGCAGAGAAUAUGGCAGAGCGGGUGGCCCUUCUUUCAAAGAAUUGAGCCCCCCAGGUUCUCUAAGUUACGAGAAGGUUGAGGUGGUGGAAUCCAUUGAGCAAUUCGAUGACAAAAUCCAAACGUAUGAAGAAACGGCUAUGAUCGUGGAGACCAUGAUUGAAAAGACCAGCAAGAAGAAGAGUGGGGACAAGAGCUGUUGACGUGCAUCUUUGGAGAGCCAGUUUUCUCAGCGCUGUUAUCGACGCUGCGACCCUCAACACCUUUCAUUCCAUAGCAAGAUCAGCUGAAGUCAGCUGACCUAUACUUGUGUGAGUGCUUUAAGGACUGUAGCCUAAAUGACUUGCUUGGUUUGAAUUUGGGUUUGGUUUUUUUUCAUUUUCAGAGGAAAUGAUAAAAGUAGUUGUUUUUGCUGUUCGGCAUGACAGUUUGUCAGUUAAUACUCUAAUACUUCAUAAUAUAGUUCCGCUUCUGAGGUUUUUUUAGACCUGGUUCACGUAUGACCUUCUGCCACAUGGAUGCUACAGAACACUCUCCACAUAUUUCAGACUCGCACGAUGACCAUAGUGGUGUCAGUGAAAAGUGCCGUCAAAUCAUAGCUGAUUUAUGGCAACCUUGUAGGGUUUUCGAGGCAAGAGACAUCAGAGGUGGUUUUCCAUUGCCUUUUUCUGUGUAGCAACCAAGGUCUUCCUUGGUGGUCUCCCAUCCAAGUUACUAAACAGGGCUGCUUAGCUUCUGAGAACUAAAGAGAUUGAGGCCAUCCAGAUCACGAUGUUGAUGAUAUUCGACCCAAUUUGUCAUGUUACUUCUCAAGCCAGCAUCAAGAGAAGGACAUAGUAGCUACCCGGUAGAAUCGAAAAUUAGAAGUAGGCCUAAAACAGCUAUUUAAAAUUAAUAUUUAGGACUGGGGGUUAAUAAACACAAUUGUUUCAGGUCCACUAAUGGAACAAGUUUCCAACUAUGUGGUCCCAAUGCAACAAGGGAGAUCCACGUGGGUCACUCGUGCAGUUGUGUGUCAUGGAUUAGAAUUCAAUCCAUUAGAACUCAACUGAAAUUGGUGGUUUCCAUUAAUAGAGGUAGGAGACCCAACUGGACAACAGCGUCCCCUCCUGUGCUCACUGGUCUUACGCAACACUGUGAAACACAAUUUGGAUUGGGGCCAGCAUGCUUGAUGUCACAAUAUUAACAGUGCUUUUUCCUUGGAGUAAGGCCUGUUGGAUAGACCUGGGUAGGAUUCUGAGUUGACCUAAUGGUACUACAAGGUGUGUCAGGCACAUAAUGCUAGACUUCAUUAGCUUCCCUUCUGAAAUGCCUUUAUAAAGGGACAAUCCUGAGAACCUGUAUCUCUAAUGAUGCUUGAGUGAUGAAUGGUAGCUGGUGACAUGUGGUUGAUUUUCAUCUAAUAAAAGUGUUGCCUCCCACAGGAAGUGUUCUUCAAGGGGGGGAGUGGGUAUUUAACUAGGUAGGGCAGCAUUUCAGAAAAUCACUCAGACAUACUGCCUACAAUGCAGUUCAAAAUUGUGUGUGUGUGUGUGUGUGUGUGUGUGUGUGUGUGUUUUGAGUUCUGGACUUAUCAGUGAUUGGGGACAAGUUGAGAUGACUUAAAUCCUCCUCUUGGACUGGGCCAUAGUUGAAGAUGCUUGGAUUCAUCUUCUCUCCACCUUCAAAAGCAAUGAAUGUGGGCAGAGCUGACAGCGCCAAUCGUUGGUUUACCAGAGAUACGUAUUUCAGGUACACCAGAUGCUAAACCUCUUUGGAAACAGAGUUUUGAGUUGAAGUUCAUCUGUGCUUUUUCGGUGCUGAUGACCUAUACAGAGCUGUUUUGCGUCAGAUACUGACCUUCUUUUAUAAUCAGGAUUUUUAAUAGCAGUUACUUGCAGCAUUAGAAUUUUUUAAUAUAUACACACCUCCCUGCAGUUUGAAAUCUUCCAGGAAUUUUUUAAAAAGGAAAUCUAUAAAAUCCAGGUUUGCUCCCAGGAAAUGUGUGGAACGACAAAUGGGUGGGUCUUGACAUUACUCAGCCAUUGACCUCUAUACAUAAAAGCCAUUUAUGGACUUGAGAUCAGAGCCGUACUGAGGGGGAACUGCGUGUGUGCCCUGUGCCCCUGCCACGCCCCUGCCAGCUCCCGCCACGCCCCGAACACCCCCCGAACAACCCUGCCAUGCCCCUGCACCAGCACGCACCCGGGGCAAAGCGCCCCACCCCGCCCCCUGGCAGCUACGCAUCUGCUUGAGAUCUCCUUCACUUUGAAUCUACAUUCCUUUCAGGUUUGAUUCUCAGUUAUGCACAUGUUUUUCACUCUCCAGCAACCACCCUGCCUUCUCUUCAGAGAAUCCCCAUGGUUUCUAUAAGCUCUCAAAAUGUGACUUUUCCCUUCACAGGGAAUGCAACGACAAUAAGUAUGUGUUUAGCUUUCAUUGCAUCCCGCUCCUCUUUGUCUUCCCGCACCCACAGCAUCGCAUUUCCUCCUACUCGUCAGGUCGCCAUUUCAGGAUCAUCAGAACGGCUUGCUGAAAUGAAUGGAAUUUAAUGCUGAAAAUGACAUGAAAUCGAUUAGGUCCAGCAAAGUAGUGCUAACCAAAGAUGGCAAAGGGGGGG